GACUGCAUUUCCUGAACCAUACGCUAGGGCUCGUUUUUGUGGAACGGGAAUCACCCUGCUCCUGCACUAUGGCUUCUCUGGGCACCGGCGGGCCGAAAGAAUCGACAGAAUGGGAUGACAUUCUAAAGUCGAAAGGCAUCAUUCCCGAAAAAACGCAGGAAGAGCUCGCCGAGGAAGCUCUAAAAGAGCUCGUAGAGGAUACAGUUGAGAACUACGACCCCCACGAAGGAAAGAAAAUCGAAACGCUCGAAGAGGAAUUGGAAGAGGCAGACUCGGAUGAAGAGAAAAUCCUGCAGCAAUACCGGGACAAGCGUAUCGCACAAAUGCGUGAAGAAGCGAUGAAACCAAAAUUUGGCCCUGGUGUUACCUAUGUCUCUGCAAGUGACUGGAAAUCCGAAGUGACAGAAGCGCGAGGAAGCAUUUACGUCGUAGUACACCUGUUUGCACCAUCUCUAGAGGGAUGUAAAGUGAUGGAUGCCAGGUUGUUAGAACUCUCUGCGAAAUUCCGCUCGACGAAGUUUUUGCGGUGCAAGUCUAACGACGCAAUCAAGAAUUACCCGGACAGCAAAUGCCCAACUCUUCUUGUCUAUAAGGAAGGCAAAGUACUCAAACAAUUUGUGGGCCUGGGGGCCUUCGGGGUGAAGACUCCUGUCGCGGAUGAUAUCGAAUGGGCGCUGCACAAAAUCGGUGCGGUUGAGUCUGAAAUGGUAGAACCGCCGAAGGCUGACGCAAAGCGCUUCAACUUGAGCCGAUUCUAAUCAUCGGAAAUGAUGUAGGUAAAUAAAUAUAGGGUCAAAGUGUA
Chondrus crispus (carragheen) is the source of this 802-nucleotide messenger RNA. RefSeq lists its product as hypothetical. Gene Ontology annotation, biological process: protein folding. NCBI's taxonomy places the organism in Eukaryota, Rhodophyta, Florideophyceae, Gigartinales, Gigartinaceae. Gene Ontology annotation, cellular component: cytoplasm. The record is from RefSeq and is a predicted model, not a curated record. Bases 69 to 758 code for a protein of 229 amino acids. The transcript is spliced from 4 exons.